Trichoplusia ni (cabbage looper) is the source of this 1165-nucleotide messenger RNA. RefSeq names its product transmembrane protease serine 9-like. The record is from RefSeq and is a predicted model, not a curated record. The transcript is spliced from 6 exons. Gene Ontology annotation, biological process: proteolysis. NCBI's taxonomy places the organism in Eukaryota, Metazoa, Arthropoda, Insecta, Lepidoptera, Noctuidae. The coding region runs from base 66 to 1022 and encodes 318 amino acids. Gene Ontology annotation, molecular function: serine-type endopeptidase activity.
AUAAUUUCGUUUCAGAACGAAUAUACCUAACCCUCAGAAUUAUACUGUCAAGAAAUGUCUGUGCUAUGAGUUUGGCUUUCGAAACAAAAACUGCAAUCUGUAUAUUAAUUUGCUUCCACUUUCAUUUGAUCCUCGCAACUCAUAGGUACAAUUAUGUAAGGCAUUUGGUGCCGAAGACAAUUAACUCGUCACUUCGCGUUCAUAAUGGAAAGCCCGUACAGCUUGGUGAAAUACCAUAUCAGGUGGGAUUCAAAACCAGAUCACGAAACCUAUACGUAACGUUUUGUGGAGGCAGUAUCAUUGGAGAAUCAAAGUUGCUGUCUGCUGCCCAUUGUUUUGUGGAAGACGUUACUGGUGUUAAAACUUUAUGCCAGGGACAAACUGAAGCUAAAUCUUUAAGAAAUACGUAUGCUGUUGCAGCAACAAUACGAAAUUACGCGUCUGCUAGAAACACAGAUAGAAUUGCGCAAUGGAGAACUCUACGAAAUUUGAUUUAUCCAGAUGACUAUAAGUUUCCCGAUAAUGACAUAGCCAUAUUGAUCGUUACAUCGCCGUUCGUAUUCAAUAAAUAUGUGCAACCUAUAAAUUUAGCAAAUGCAUUUAUAGACUACUCAGGUCUUUGCCUUGUAUCAGGAUACGGAAGAAUUUCCUACGAUAUUUUAUCCGAUUCAUUGAUGAAAGCGCAUUUGGAACUUCUCCCUGAACGUUGGUGCAGUAUGGUUCACAACAGAGAUAUGUCAAAAUUCGUGUGCACGUCCUUAAUCGAAACUGAUAUUGGACAUGGUGAUUCUGGCGGGCCGCUAGUAUGCGCUCAUACCGGUGAUCCAGGAGAAAAGAAUGGAACUGGAAUACUAGUUGGUGUCGCCAGCGGAACUUACGAACAAGUAAAUUCCAUAUUUUCGAGGGUGUCCAAGUUUCGUGCUUUCAUCGAAAAAAAUAGCUGCGCUAAAACUGAUGGUGCUAGUUUUUAUUUUGUUACGCUUUUUGUUUUACCAAAUAUAUAUGACUUAUUUGCGUUUUGACUGUUUUGUGUUUUUAAAUACUUUAAUAAGCUGAAUAUGCAUCAUUGGUGAUUCUAGAUUUUAUCGUCUGAGAUAUCCAUACAAAUGACAGAUAUUUCACGUUAACUGUUUAACAAAUUCAACCAAUUCGGAUCAUUCAGUCC